AUGCCUACCCGUCUUCCUCCCGCCGAGAAGCUCCCCCUCGCCGUCCGAAAGAACAUUCGGGACGAGUGGGAUGCCAAGAAGGCAGACCUGGAGAAAAACCUCAGUGAAGCCCUCGGAACUGAGUGGACCAUAGAGGCCGAUCCCUUGGCCAUCUACCCUUAUGCUACCAGUGACUGGGGCAAGAACUCUAUCGGCAGCGUCCUCCACCAGUACUUCUCCAGCGCCAUUGACUACCUGAAGGACUUCGCCAACAAGCACGGCGAGCAAGGCGUCUCCGAAAUCAACACCCUCAUCCCCGCCCACGCCAUCACCAUGGACUUCGACGAAGCCGGCGCCAACACCUACUGCGGCUGCGACAUCACAGACGGCAAGCUCCGCAUCCUGUUCUCCGAGACCUAUCUGGGCACCAACAUCAGCGACGCCGUGGGCUACUACACCUUCGAAAAGGCGCUCAACAAGGCGGAGCAGGCCGAGGACGCCACGCUGAACUUCUUCGCGCGGAAGGGUAUCCGCGAGGUCGAGCCCGAGAUCGAGAAGUUGACGAAGGAGGUGCAGACGAUUCUCAACAAUGAGAACUUGAAGCUGAACCCUAACUGGGUGGCCGUGUUUGAUAAGUUGAAGAGCAGCAAGAUGGAUAGGGAUGAUUGGGAUUCGAACUUGGGAUCGUUCUUGAAGUACUACUUCGAGGGGCUCGUGAGCCAGUUGAAGUAUCAGAAGUUUGAUGGGGAUGACAUGUUGCAGGAGGGAUUCAAUGAGGUGGUUGAGAAGGGGGAGAUUGCGUUCAGGGUGGUGGAUAAGUUGGAGAAGUCCAAUUAUAACGAGUGCGUGAUUGAGGAUGGAGUUCUCUAUCUCCAGACCGUCCCGAACUAUUUCGGCACCAACGCCAGUGAUGCUGCCACUGGCCUUUUGGAUCUCUUGUAA
Scedosporium apiospermum is the source of this 921-nucleotide messenger RNA. RefSeq lists its product as uncharacterized. The record is from RefSeq and is a predicted model, not a curated record. The coding region runs from base 1 to 921 and encodes 306 amino acids. The transcript is spliced from 4 exons. NCBI's taxonomy places the organism in Eukaryota, Fungi, Ascomycota, Sordariomycetes, Microascales, Microascaceae.